This is a messenger RNA of Parathielavia appendiculata, 1824 nucleotides long. RefSeq names its product Pkinase-domain-containing protein. Lineage: Eukaryota; Fungi; Ascomycota; Sordariomycetes; Sordariales; Chaetomiaceae. Gene Ontology annotation, biological process: regulation of cytokinesis; mitotic spindle organization; protein phosphorylation. Gene Ontology annotation, molecular function: protein kinase activity; ATP binding. Gene Ontology annotation, cellular component: spindle midzone; kinetochore; spindle microtubule. The record is from RefSeq and is a predicted model, not a curated record. The transcript is spliced from 3 exons. The coding region runs from base 134 to 1342 and encodes 402 amino acids.
UCAACUUGGACAUCCUCGAUCCUCAUUCUUUAUUGCAACUGCGGCCCAAAACAACACAGCGUUGUUUUAUCAUUCUCUUUGUGUUGUCAGCGAUUGCUUCCACACUUUCGAAUACCCAGGUUAAUUAAUAACAAUGGCGACAAGAACGCUCGAGGCCUGCUUCGACCGCUUGUCGGUCCACGACGAGAAUGACCCGGGUGAGAACGCCCGGUUGUACCAGAAGACAAAGCCCCUUGGUAUGUCAUCAAGCCAACUCGCCCACGGCAGCAGACCAAACCUCCUCAAGGUUGCGCUGCAAUCUCAAAGCGCCAACACCGUUACCGCAACCGUCACCCUCCCUUCGCAAGCCGCCCAAUGGAAAAGCUCUGCACUACCAAGCAACCCGGUCUCGCCCAGGAAGGACAAGGAGAAGUCAUCAUCACUGUCCUCUCGCAGCUCCGACGAAACUGCCCUCGCCGAGCGCACCUCGUCUUCCUAUGUCGACCAGCCACUUGUGCCCAAGCAAUUCCACCUCGGCAUGUUCGAGAUUGGACGGCCCCUCGGCAAGGGCAAGUUUGGCCGCGUGUACCUGGCGCGUGAACGCAGCUCCAACUUCAUCUGCGCGCUCAAGGUGCUCUACAAGUCGGAGCUGCAGCAGGGCUCGGGCGUCGAGAAGCAGGUGCGCCGCGAGAUUGAGAUCCAGAGCAACCUGCGGCACCCCAACAUUCUCAAGCUAUACGGCCACUUCCACGACAGCAAGCGUAUCUUCCUGAUCCUCGAGUUCGCCGGCAAGGGCGAGCUGUACAAGCACCUGCGCCGCGAGAACCGCUUCCCCGAGUGGAAGGCUGCCCAGUACACUGCCCAGAUGGCCUCGGCUCUGCGCUACCUGCACCGCAAGCACGUCAUACACCGCGACAUCAAGCCCGAGAACAUCCUGGUGGGCAUCCACGGCGAGAUCAAGAUUUCGGAUUUCGGCUGGAGCGUGCACGCGCCCAACAACCGGCGCCAGACGCUCUGCGGCACUCUCGACUACCUACCGCCCGAGAUGAUCAAGUCCGGCAGCAAGGACAACUGGUACAACGAGAAGGUUGACCUGUGGAGCCUCGGCGUCCUGAUAUACGAGUUCUUAGUCGGUGAGGCGCCGUUUGAGGACACGCCCAUCAUGACGCACAAGCGGAUUGCCAGGGCCGACAUGACCAUCCCGGAGUGGGUGAGCAAGGAGGCCAAGGACCUCAUCAAGAAGUUGCUGGUGCUUGACCCAGAGAAGCGGCUCCCUCUCGAAGAGGUCCAGACUCAUCCCUGGAUCAUCAAGCACUGCGUGAAGGGUGAACGGGCGAGCAAUCGGGAGAAGCCCCUCAAAUAGCUCAGCUGAGCUCCAGGAGAGCUUUGCAGCAUUUCAAGAUCAAGCGUGUGGCGUUCAGGAGUCGGGGCGGUGGCAGCCAGGGUUACUUCCGGGAGUUCUUUGCAUAGCGGAACCGAUUCGCCUGUUUGAUUCCAUUUCUAUGCGUCGGCCUGCUCGACGUCGUUUGCAUCAACGGUUGUUGGGAGAAGUUCGUUAAUAGUACAAGCAUUGCACAUGUGAAGCAAGAUGCUACAGCGGGCCAUGCGCAAGGGCUCAGCGAUAUACCUCCUCAAAUGGCCUCUUGUCGGCGAAGCACGAGUCCCACACCUCAUUGACCACCUUGGUGGCGUGUACGUCGCCCCUACACGUCGCGCGCGCCAUGACCGACUGGAUUGCGCGCAUCCGCACGCAAUUCUGGAACUGCUGAGUCAGCGUCCAGUUGCCUCUUGUGAUGGACUCCCUGGUCCACCGGCACUCUCCGCUGAGCAUCGACGCCCGGAUCU